Crotalus tigris (Tiger rattlesnake) is the source of this 1987-nucleotide messenger RNA. It is a transcript of the gene GPR139, whose product is annotated as G protein-coupled receptor 139. Gene Ontology annotation, molecular function: neuropeptide receptor activity. Gene Ontology annotation, biological process: G protein-coupled receptor signaling pathway. Gene Ontology annotation, cellular component: membrane. Bases 382 to 1422 code for a protein of 346 amino acids. The record is from RefSeq and is a predicted model, not a curated record. NCBI's taxonomy places the organism in Eukaryota, Metazoa, Chordata, Lepidosauria, Squamata, Viperidae. The transcript has 2 exons.
AAGAAUAUGUGUGUGUGUGUAUAUGUGGUAUACAUUGGUGUGUGUGUGUGUCCGUCUGUAUUUCAAGGUGGGCGCCGCGCCUCCAGUCAGGAAGAGGCAUUAACCCUUUGCCUAACCGGCGGCUGGAAUUGCCUCCUCCCUCCUUCCCUUCUUCUUCUUCUGUCUCCAUCUCCGCCUCCUCUUUCUCUCUCCUGCCACCCUCUGCCAGACCGGCUGGAAGGUCCAUGUGCUGCCGGGGCUGAGUUCCUCCCUCUCCAGUGACAAGUGCCCAGCCGUCUCCAGGAGCAGAGGCUGGGAUGUGGAACAGCCGAUCCCGGAGCCCGAUUCUGCCUCCCCACCUCCUAACCCGGCUCAGCUCGGCAACCCAGAAGGAGCAGGUCAAUGGAGCAGGAUUACAUUCACAUGUAUAAUGCUUCCUUGCGCGGCUGCGGCUUAGGAUACGCACCAAUCAUUUACUACAGUCUCCUGCUGUGCUUGGGGCUCCCUGCUAACAUUUUGACGGUAAUCAUUCUGUCACAGCUGGUGGCUCGGCGUCAAAAGUCCUCCUAUAACUACCUUUUAGCUCUUGCAGUGGCUGAUUUGCUAGUCCUUUUCUUCAUCGUCUUUGUCGACUUCCUCUUGGAAGACUUCAUCUUGAAGAAGAAGAUGCCUGAAGUCCUGGACAAAAUUAUCGAGGUGUUAGAAUUCUCCUCCAUCCAUACUUCCAUCUGGAUUACUGUCCCUCUCACGAUCGACCGAUACAUUGCCGUCUGCCAUCCCCUCAAAUACCACAUGGUCUCCUAUCCAGCUCGCACUCGCAAAGUCAUUGUGAGUGUUUAUAUUAUUUGCUUUCUAACUAGCAUCCCAUACUAUUGGUGGCCAAACAUCUGGAAGGAAGACUACACAAGUACUCUUGUUCACCACGUCCUCAUCUGGAUCCACUGCUUCACCAUCUAUUUGGUGCCCUGCUCCAUUUUCUUCAUCUUGAACUCCAUCAUCGUUUACAAGCUUCGGCAGAAGUGCAACUUCCGCCUGCGAGGCUAUUCCACUGGGAAAACCACCGCCAUCUUGUUUACCAUCACCUCCAUUUUCGCCAUCCUCUGGGCCCCGAGAAUUAUCAUGAUCCUUUACCACCUUUACGUCUCUCCCAUCAACAACAGCUGGUCUGUCCACAUUGUCUCCGAUGUGGCCAACAUGCUAGCCUUGCUCAACACUGCCAUCAACUUCUUCCUGUACUGUUUCAUCAGCAAGCGGUUCCGCUCAAUGGCGGCCGUAACGCUGAAGGCGUUCUUCCGGUGUCAGAAGCAACCUGUUCAGUUCUAUACAAACCAUAACUUUUCAAUAACUAGCAGCCCAUGGAUAUCCCCGGCCAACUCCCACUGCAUCAAAAUGCUUGUCUACCAGUAUGAUAGAAAUGGGAAGCCUAUAAAGAUCUCUCCGUGAAAGACCCAUAAUGGAUGGUCCAUGGAAGCACAUUCUUUUUAAGCUGUUCCAUCGAUGACAUGGAAGAGCCAGGGAUAAUCGCUGCAAAUAGCAGCCAUUGGAUUUUGUUCCUCUCUGAGCGGCAGGAGGUAAAUGGGCUACAAUCGUUUAUAGGCGUCUUUGACACCUGCAGGAGAACAAAGUCAAGGGAGAAAGCUUCCCGGCUUCAUCUCUUGCAAGGCUUAAUCAAUAGUCUUGGAUCAAAAGACCCAUAGGACUGAGAGAUGUUCAUUUACUUGUAUAAGGCUUUGGGUGAAAAGCAUACAGUGCAACUUUCAAUUAAGUGUCAGUCUAUCAUCCUACCAAACACUUCAGAAGAUGUAGAAAUCUGAAUAUUUAUAUAUUUCAUAGACUUUGAUGGAGACUUUGAUGGAUUUUAAGUCGUUGCUUGCUCCUUUUCCAGUUUCGGUUGGUUUAUUUUCAUUCUGGCAUGGAGUCUUAUGACCUGGAUGUUUGGACACAACAUAAAGGAAGUUAGCCAUCUUUAGAAUAUUUGUAUGGUGCACAGGCUACUUUUUGAAGGUUU